This is a messenger RNA of Manis javanica (Malayan pangolin), 1341 nucleotides long. It is a transcript of the gene TMEM234, whose product is annotated as transmembrane protein 234. Lineage: Eukaryota; Metazoa; Chordata; Mammalia; Pholidota; Manidae. The record is from RefSeq and is a predicted model, not a curated record.
GGCCCCGCCCCUCUCUGGGCUUUCGGAAACCCUUCCCUGCCGGCCCCGAGGGCAUUUUCUACUCUUAGUCUACCAUCCCACCUAACCCUGAUCCCUGCCGAGCACCGGACCGCGGCCUCCUGGAUCUAUCCUUGUCCUCGGCCUUCCCGCGUCUGUCCUACCCGCCAAUCCCACCGGCCUGCCGGAGAGCCUAGGAGGGAUGUGGGGCGGCUACCUGGGGUGGGAGGCCGGAGGAGGGCUGGGCCCGGCUCGUGGCCAUUUGGUGGGGCGGGAGGGUCACUCGCAUCUCCAUCCAGGGCAGGUGCUGGCUCUGGUGUUGGUGGCCGCUCUGUGGGGUGGCACACAGCCUCUGCUGAAACGGGCCUCCUCCCGCCUGCAGCAGGUUCAUGAGCGGACCUGGGCCCGGCAGUUGCUGCAGGAGAUGAAGACCCUCUUCUUGAAUACUGAGUACCUGAUGCCCUUUUUCCUCAACCAGUGUGGCUCCCUUCUCUACUACCUCACUUUGACAUCAACAGAUCUGACCCUAGCUGUGCCCAUCAGUAACUCCCUGGCCAUCGUCUUCACAUUAAUUGUUGGGAAGGUCCUUGGAGAAGAUAUUGGUGGAAAACGAGCAUUAGCAGGCAUGGUGCUCACUGUGGCAGGAAUUACACUCUGCGUCACAAGCUCAAUGGACAAGACCCGGGGACAACUGUCUACCCUUUGAGUGAACCAACGAUACCCUCCAGCCCUGCUGUCUCCAGGAAGCCUCUGGGCCAUGAGCUGCAGGCAGUGAGCAGAUGGACCUGGCAUUUACCCUUCUGAGCCUCUGCUUCUGACUCUUAUGUGGCUAAUAGCUACCUCAUGGAUCACAGUAAGAGAACAAGAGAGCCUUGUAACUUUCAAGAACCAUUCAGCUGCUGGGAUUUAGCACAAGAGACUUCACGCUCACCCUCAGCAACCAUUCUGCCCCAGGAGCUCUCCGCCUGCUGCCACAUCAGGCCCCCAACCCAGCCACUGUUACUGUGGCCUGAUCUGGACUCCCACAGCAGUGGGGUCGAUGGACUGCAAAACCCCAGCUGCACAGAGGGCCAGCUACAGUCUUUGAUUCAGAAGUACAAACAAAAGGCCUUAGGGCUCAGUCAGGGAGCCUUGGCUGGCUGAGGAGGGAACCGAGGGGAAGAAGGUGCAUCAGAAUGGCAGGUGUAGGGGAGAUGAACUGUUUGUUAGCUUUGCAUCUCCCACCUAUAAGGUGGGUGGGAAACCUCUACUGCCUACCCAUCUCAAACAGAUAAACACCUGUGAGCCCAGCACCACUAAGUCCAUCGUGUGAUACAAUGCCUCGUGAGCAGGACCCUGUAAUAA